Molecule: messenger RNA, 1038 nt
Organism: Nematocida minor
Lineage: Eukaryota; Fungi; Microsporidia
Exons: 1
Coding region: 1-1038 (345 amino acids)
Molecular function (GO): protein binding
Source: RefSeq, a predicted model, not a curated record
AUGAUUAUCCAGUCCAGUAUACUUACCCUCGGAAAGCAGCGCAAAUUUCCGAUUAAGUACACGCCAACACGAGACGUGUUUGAGAAGUAUGCCCACUACUACGAAAAAGACCCGCAGGAGCUGUUUGAAACAAUCGAAGAGUCUGUCAAUCUCCCACAGGAGUACGAAGAUAUAAGCAGCGAGGAAGAAGAGGACAACGAAAUACGAGCCACCGACAGAAUCGCAUUUUCACUCGUUUCAGACACAAACGAUGUAAGACUAGACACCUACAUAUUCGACCAGGAGACAGAGGCAUUCUAUGUGCACCACGAUGUGUUCCUCCACGGAGUGCCCACUUCUUUGGCAGUUUCUGACAGAAAUGACAAUCCCUGGGUUUUUGUUUCAAAUGAAGACGGAACAAUUGCAGGAUACAGAGUGUUCGUUACAAACCAUUUCUUGCCAGACAUGGUGAUACUCGCCCACGAGUCCAAAAUAAGGAACAUUGUAGCAGACACAGUGCACAUUGUGUCAAACGACAAGACGUCAAUCAAAGUGUGGGACAUUAACACGCAAAAAAACACUUUUGAAAUUGCAGAAGAAAGUGCUACCCUAUCAAUGAAUGAAAAUAUGAUUUAUUUCUCGAACAACUCAACUGUAUACGCAGUGGAUAUGCGGGAGGGAGCAAAGAACAAAAUUUUCAACACCGAGUCUGAAAUUACCGCAAUCUCGUCUGAUGGAAAUACUAUUGCAGCUGGUCUAUCCGAUGGAACCUUGGUGUUCUCCAUAAAUAGAGAGAAAGAAAGAGCACAGAAGAUACACACGGACAAGAUAAACAACUUGAGCACAUCGCAGGACAGGUACAUUGUAUCUGCGUCCAGAGACGAGUCUAUUUCCUUAUUUGACAUGCAGAACCUCGAAAUAGUUGAGAGAAAGCAAACAAACUUGGAAACAGCCACAGUGGCCAUUCCAAAAGACACGCCUUCAAUCUACGUGUACCCAACCGAAGAGGGAGAGUUGGACAUAGGAUCCUUUGAAGAGGCAAUAUUAAGAAUUGAAUAA